Molecule: messenger RNA, 1536 nt
Organism: Rotaria sp. Silwood2
Lineage: Eukaryota; Metazoa; Rotifera; Eurotatoria; Philodinida; Philodinidae
Source: the annotation of a GenBank genome assembly
AUGAACACAUCUGUAUGCAGUUUACAACAAACAGUGAAGAAAAAUCCAACUGAUCACCCGAAUCGAGACAACAAUAUGAAUGAACAAAAAGAAGAAAUACUUAAAUCUCUUACCAAUCAUAUCAUUGAUUCAAAUCAACUUUCUGCAAUUAAAAGUAUUCUGGAAAAGUAUGGUUCGUUAUUUGAAACAAGACAUAGGAAGGUAAUCACUCCAAUUCAUCAUGUUAUUGAUACAGAAAAUCAUCCACCCAUCAAUACAAGACCUUACUUUAAGACAAUUCAACAGCGAAGGGAUAUUCAACAAGAGAUCGACAAAAUGUUAAAAAGUGGUAUUAUCGUACCAUCACAUUCACCUUGGUCAUCUCCAGUAAUAUUGCUGAAGAAACCAAAUGGUGAAUUUCGAUUUAUUGUUGAUUAUCGGAGAUUGAAUGCCAUCACCAGAAAAGACUCGUACCCUCAACCGACAACCGAGGAACUUUUACAAAGAUUGGGGGGACAUAAAUGGUUUACGAAAUUGGAUUUGAAAUCUGGUUAUUUUCAGAUCCCGAUUCAAGAUUGUGAUAAAGAGAAAACGGCAUUUUGUACGCAAGACGGUUUAUAUCAAUUCGAGGUAUUAUCAAUGGGUUUAAUGAAUGCUCCACCUACUUUUCAACGUGUAAUGAAUAACAUAAUUGGCUACAAACGUUGGGAUUUCGUUUUGCAAUACCUUGGUGGUCGUGAUGUCACCAUUUUCACCGAUCACAAACCACUUGAACAAUUUCAUAAAAAGAAUCAUUUCAACUGUAAACGAAUAGAUGAAUGGCUUUUAAAACAUCAAGAUAUCAUUCCUCAAAUACUCGAUGUAAAAUACAAAAAAGGAUGUUUACAUGGUGAUGCUGAUGGUUUAUCAAGACCAGACUUUCCUGGACAAAAUGAUGUGUCGUCGUCUAAUAAGAAUGAAGAUUUUUCUCUCAAUGUUGUCACUCGCUCAAUGGCACGUAAAAUAGAGAAUACAAAUCAUUAUGAUAGUUCUCCAGCAUCGACUACAAGCCAGAAGCUGCCAAUUAAGCAUCUGUUAACAACAUUUGAUUUUGGGAUUGAAAGAAUACGUGAAGAACAAAUGAAGGACCCAAACGUUCAACACAUUAUGAAAAAUAUUCAGGAAAAACUUUCAUAUGUAAUGUAUGAUGACAUAGUACAUAAAAUUAUUCCCCCUUCUCGCUUCAGACCUAUUCGUCAAUUGAUUUAUAUUCCAUCAUCCAUGAGAAGAGAAGUGUUGUCUAGUUAUCAUGAUCAUCCUACAGCUGCCCACUUUGGCUCAAGAAGAACAUGGACUAAAUUAAGGGAGCGAUGCUACUGGCCUCAUAUGCGUAAAGAAAUAGAAAAUUAUGUUCAAUCAUGCGAAAAAUGUGCUAAGUAUAAUAUCAAACGAACAAAACCAUCUGGCAAACUGAACCCAAUUCCACCACCUGAAGGACUAAUGGAGUUAAUUGGCAUGGAUUUUUUGGGACCAACAAGACAAGAAUCGAUAAGUGGUAACAAGUCGUGUUGGUUAUAA